AUGCCAACACUAACACAAUACUUCUCGCCUGAUUGGGUGGUUGAACAAAAUAGAUGCAAUAAUUAUUCCAAACUUGUUUGUAAUCAAUUCAAUGGUCUAAUUGAAAAUAAAGAAAAUUCAUUGAUUGAUGCAAUUACAACAUCUCUUAAACCAAUUACUUCUGAAGAUAUUGAGUAUCUUGAACCAAAAUCAAUAGCAUCGUUAAUUAUUGAUUUUAUAUUGACAUUGAAAGAAAAGAAUCUUCUACCUUGCAUCGUUUUCUCGGAUAGUCGAUACUUAUGUGAACGUAUGGCUACAACUGUUGCUAAGUAUUUCGAAAAUUUAGAAGCUCAGUUAAGAGAAACAAAAUAUAAAAAUCAAAUUGAAACAUUAAGAAAACAUGUAAAAAUAAUAGAAAAAAUUCAAAAUAAAGUCAAGUCAAACAAACUAUCAAAAUCUAGGAAGAGAAAUCAGGAUCUUGAAAUGCUAGAAGAAGAAAUAAAUAAUCAAACAACACUUUCCAGACAUGAACAGCAAUUAUUAUAUGGCAUUUUGGAUGAAAGCACUUUAGCAAAUCGAAAUGGAUGUGAUCGACAAUUAGUUGAUGCUAUGUUGAAACGAACAUCGAAGGAAAAUCCAAGAUUAGUCGGAUACAUGCGACGAGGUGUAGCGUAUCAUCAUGCUGAAUCAAAUAAUAAAGGUCGAAUGGCUGUCGAAGCACUUUUCCGUAAUCGUUAUGUUCAAGUAGUUUUCUCAACAGCAACGCUUGCUUUGGGUAUUCAUAUGCCAACAAAAACAGUUGCUUUUGUAAGAGAGUCAAUCUAUCUUGAUGCUUUACAAUAUCGACAAGCAUCAGGUCGUGCUGGUCGUCGUGGUUUUGAUGUUCAAGGUCAUGUUGUAUUUGUUGAUAUACCAUUAUCAAAAGUUAGCCAUUUGAUUACAUCAGCUAUACCAAAUAUCCGUGGACAUUUUCCCACAAAUGUGACGUUUCUCAUGCGUUUGCUUCAGUUACAUUCAAAUGCGGUAGAUUCUAAAAAUGCAAUAAAUCGAUCAUUAAUUGCAUUACAAUAUCCUUUGAUCGCACAACCACCAAUAAACCAUAACUUAAUUGAUGCUCAAACACGUCUUCAUACUUUAUUUACAUUAGAUUUUCUUUAUCGCUUGAAUUUACUUGAUCGUCAUGGUAAUCUUAUUGGUUUAGCUGGUCUUUUAACACAUUUACAUUAUUUUGAACCAGCAAAUAUUGUGCUUGUCUAUCUGAUGGAUACACAAUAUUUUCAUCUAGUUAGUGAUAGCAUUGAAAUUAUGACUACAUUUGCUUACCUGUUCACUUAUAUGCUAUGGUUAAUUACACGCAAAGAAGAUGCAGAAUUAAAUGAAAAACGUCAAGAAAAUAAAUAUAGUUCGGAAUUAUUUUUACCGCCGGUUUCUCAAGAAUUUCGAAAACAUGUUGAUACGUAUAAUUCAAUUGUAAAAGAUGUCUAUGAAUGCUAUAUUGAAAAUAUAACAAAAUAUUUACGUUCAAUGAAUACUGGUCAAGAAGAAGUUUUGCCUUUGUCAAAUACAUCAUUUGCACAACAAUCGAAUUAUGAUAAUGGAACAUUUGAAUAUAAUUUGCAUUAUCAUCAAUCACAACAAAUACAAAAUCUAUCAAUAUCUCCAUUUGCUAGUCUGUCUGGUCUUACACAUGAAUUUUUUAUGUCACAUUACAAUUCUACGAUUGGUUCGUGGGAUCUUGCUUAUAAUCUUGAUUUAUCAUCAAAAAUUGUUCCAUAUGUGGAUAUUGAUUGUCGUGAUCAUACAAAUAUAGCAUACUAUUUGAAUAGUUAUGGAUUAGAUUUUUUUAAACAAGGUUCAGAAGCAUCCUUGAUUACAGAAAAUGGAUUGAGUCGUGCUGAUACAUAUGAUCUUCUAUUUAACCUCCAUCUUGUACUUUCAUCUGUUAAAACAUCAUUAGAAGUAAUUAUUGAAAAUGAAAAUCAACAGACUACAAUUAACGAUUUAGCAAUAUUUCUUCCGUUGUAUAAAUCAUUAUCGAACAUACAAAACAUAUUUGCAAGAAAUUUUAAGAAACAAUAUCCUAGUCGAAAUCAAAUUUAA
This is a messenger RNA of Rotaria sp. Silwood1, 2079 nucleotides long. Lineage: Eukaryota; Metazoa; Rotifera; Eurotatoria; Philodinida; Philodinidae. The record is from the annotation of a GenBank genome assembly.